Molecule: messenger RNA, 195 nt
Organism: Thlaspi arvense
Lineage: Eukaryota; Viridiplantae; Streptophyta; Magnoliopsida; Brassicales; Brassicaceae
Source: the annotation of a GenBank genome assembly
UUUCCACACAUGCAUCUUAAACAAUAUGCAGACCAAGAUUUCAUCGAUAUCUCGGUGAUCGAUGGAUUCAAAAUUCCAAUGGAGUUCAGUUCUGCAUCUGGACAGUUUAGCCGCAAAAUUAGGUGUACCGGAGAUAUCAUAGCACAAUGCCCUAGCCAGCUAAGGAUGGACGGUGCUUGCAACGGACCGUGUCUG